Rhinichthys klamathensis goyatoka is the source of this 1645-nucleotide messenger RNA. It is a transcript of the gene dusp16, whose product is annotated as dual specificity phosphatase 16. The coding region runs from base 3 to 1580 and encodes 525 amino acids. Gene Ontology annotation, biological process: negative regulation of MAPK cascade; protein dephosphorylation. The transcript is spliced from 6 exons. The record is from RefSeq and is a predicted model, not a curated record. Gene Ontology annotation, molecular function: MAP kinase tyrosine/serine/threonine phosphatase activity; protein tyrosine/threonine phosphatase activity. Gene Ontology annotation, cellular component: cytoplasm; nucleus. Lineage: Eukaryota; Metazoa; Chordata; Actinopteri; Cypriniformes; Leuciscidae.
GUAUGUGUGAGCGUGUGUGUGUGCUGGGGCCCGAGGCCCUGGUGGCGCUGCUCGAGGGCGAUCUGGACCGAGUUCUGCUGAUCGACUGCCGGCCGUUCCUGGAGUUCAACACGGGUCACAUCAUGGAGGCCGUCAACGUGCACGGCUCCAAGCUGAUGAAGAGGAGACUCAUGCAGGACAAGACCCAGAUCAGCGAGCUCCUGAUGCACUGCGCCAAGAGGAAGCUGGAGCUCCAGGGUCAAGAGGUCGUGGUGUAUGACCAGAGCUCGUCUGACCCCGCCUCCCUGUCACAUGAUGCCUUUCUCAGUGUCCUAUUGGCCAAACUGGAGAAGAGCUUCCCAUCAGUCCACCUGCUCUCAGGAGGAUUCUCUGAGUUCUGCCGUCUGUUCCCGGGUCUGUGUGAAGGGAAGUCUGCGCUGGUGCCGUCCUGCGUGUCUCAGCCGAGUCUCACUCUCCCCGUGACCAACCCGAACCCGACCCGCAUCCUAACACACCUGUACCUGGGCUGCCAGAGGGACGUGCUCAACCAGGAGCUCAUGCAGCAGAACGAUAUCUCGUACGUGCUGAACGCCAGCAACACCUGCCCCAAACCCGACUUCAUCCCCGACACACACUUCCUGCGCGUGCCGGUGAACGACAGCUUCUGCGAGAAGAUCCUGCCCUGGCUCGACCGGUCCGUGGAGUUCAUAGAGAAAGCCAAGGCCAGUGACGCCCGAGUCCUGGUUCACUGUCUGGCGGGAAUCUCGCGCUCGGCAACCAUCGCCAUCGCCUACAUCAUGAAGAGGAUGGACAUGUCAUUAGAUGAAGCGUACAGGUUCGUGAAGGAGAAACGCCCGACCAUCUCCCCGAACUUCAACUUCUUGGGUCAGUUGCUGGACUUUGAGAAGAAGCUGAGGAGCGAGCGAGUCCGGCCGCGAGCGGGUGUGUGUGACGAGCCGAGGAAGUGUGUGUCGGAGGAGCCCGGCGUCUCUGAGGAGCGUCUGCUGACCCGAGCGCUCUGCGGUCUCGCGCUGGGAGAGGACCUGAAGGAGAGCAGUCGACCCAAGCGCUCCUUCUCCCUCGACAUCACAACCUACAGCGACUCCGGAGCAACUCUUCCCGGCCAGUUCUCUCCGGUGCAGGAGCUUUCAGAACAGAACACCCCGGAGCAGAGUCCAGGCGGGAGUGUGUGUGUGCCGCGGGGCGGGAGUGUGUGUGUGCCGCGGGGCGGGAGUGUGUGUGUGCAGCUCCAGCGCAGCGAGAGCAUGGACGAAUCCCCGGCGGCCCCGACACACUCCGCUCUGCUGAAGGGAUGGCACUCGAACCUGGUGCUCGGCGGCUGGUUCCUCUCGGACUCGGCCCGGUUCUGCUCCGGCUCGGCUCCGGCUCGGCCGGUCAGGAGACGCGGGCGGUCGGGAGAAUCCCGGGACUCCCGGAGGAGCUGGCACGAGGAGAGCAGCUUCGAGAAGCAGCUGAAGCGCAGGAGCUGCCAGAUGGAGUUCGGAGUCGGCGGGUCCGAGACUCGACCCGGAGAAGAACUGGGAACGACCGGCACACAGUCCAGCUUCUCCGGCAGCCUGGAGAUCAUACAGGUUUCCUGAGGACUGAAGUCACUCAGUGUCAGCCAAGCGCAAACCGUCUCUCUCUCUCGACACUGAGUGCCCUA